Messenger RNA from Fraxinus pennsylvanica, 684 nucleotides. NCBI's taxonomy places the organism in Eukaryota, Viridiplantae, Streptophyta, Magnoliopsida, Lamiales, Oleaceae. The record is from the annotation of a GenBank genome assembly.
AUGGAAACCUUGUAUCCAGCUUCAUUCAUGUCACAACAAAGGAAAAGCACAAUAUGGACAAGAGAAGAGAACAAGAAAUUCGAGCGUGCUAUUGUAAUUUAUGAUGAAAAUACCCCCUACAGAUGGGAUAAGGUGGCAUCCAUGAUCCCAGGCAAAUCAGUGAUUGAUGUGAUGAACCAGUACAGGGAACUGGUGAAAGAUAUUAGUAAUAUUGAAGCUGGUUUGGUCCCGAUUCCAGGAUACUUGGCCGCUUCUUUCACAUUUGGAUUGGGAGAAAAUCGCAGUUUUGAUGCUUAUAGGAAGAGAGGAAGGUCUUGCGAUCAAGAAAGAAAGAAAGGUGUACCAUGGACUGAGGAGGAACACAGGCGUUUCCUGCUGGGACUUGAAAGACACGGAAAAGGUGACUGGAGAAAUAUAUCGCGCAAUUUUGUGAUCUCCAAAACACCUACUCAAGUUGCCAGCCAUGCUCAAAAGUACUUUCUAAGGCAGCUUACUGGAGGCAAAGAUAAGAGGCGUCCAAGCAUCCAUGAUAUCACACCACUUACUACUACGACUACUUGGUCAGAAUCAAUUGAAAAAAAACCCAGCUCAACCACUGCUACAAAUAAUGGCGCUUUAUGGGUUUUAGACUCCAUUGCAUAUCCACAAAAUAUUGCAAGAUUUCAUGGAAGACCUGUUUACUAG